Penicillium longicatenatum is the source of this 1788-nucleotide messenger RNA. Its product is annotated as putative MFS alpha-glucoside transporter. Gene Ontology annotation, molecular function: carbohydrate:proton symporter activity. Gene Ontology annotation, biological process: transmembrane transport; carbohydrate transport. The record is from RefSeq and is a predicted model, not a curated record. The coding region runs from base 1 to 1788 and encodes 595 amino acids. The transcript is spliced from 2 exons. Lineage: Eukaryota; Fungi; Ascomycota; Eurotiomycetes; Eurotiales; Aspergillaceae. Gene Ontology annotation, cellular component: membrane.
AUGGCCGAAGACAAAGUGCACGAGGCCGCCGCCUCGGCGGGAGGUCCCGUGCCUCCUUAUAACGGUGCGGGCAAGGUUGAAUACAAGGCUCAGGAUGCCAUUGAAUCUGUUGAUGAGGCUUUGCGGCACUACCACUCCACGGAGGGACAGGGUUCGGACUCAUCUAUGACCAAGGUCAUUCAGAAUGCCAAAGCGGCCACAGAGAAGGAACAGAAUAUGAGCCUGAUGGAGGGUUUCAAAUUGUACCCCAAGGCUGUCGCUUGGAGUGUGCUCAUCUCGACUUGCAUUGUCAUGGAGGGAUAUGAUAUCAGUCUUGUGAACAACUUCUAUGCUUUCCCGCAAUUUAAUAGGAAGUAUGGUACAUUGCAAGCGGAUGGUUCCUAUGAGGUAUCGGCUUCGUGGCAAUCGGGUCUUAGUAACGGUGCUUCCGCCGGAGAAAUCAUUGGAUUGUUCAUCAACGGAUGGGCUUCGGAGCGAUUCGGGUACCGAUACACCAUCAUGGCAUGUUUGAUCCUUGUCAGCGCGUGGACAGCGAUCUUUUUCACAGCCCCGAAUAUUCAGUCACUCUUGGCUGCGGAAAUCCUGUGCGGUAUUCCCUGGGGCGUGUUCCAGACGUUGACCGUCACAUACGCCUCUGAGGUGUGCCCCGUCGCGCUGCGUGGAUACCUGACCACCUACGUGAAUUUCUGUUGGGGUGUUGGCCAGUUGAUUGGAAUCGGUGUUAUCAAGGCAAUGCUAAACCGGGAUGACCAGUGGGCCUACAGAAUCCCCUACGGACUUCAAUGGAUGUGGCCCGUCCCACUGUUUAUUGGUAUUUGGCUUGCACCCGAGUCUCCUUGGUGGCUGGUUCGGAAAGGACGGACAGAAGAUGCAAAGCAUUCCCUUGAACGAUUGACUAGCAAGGAUCGCACAACCGAUUUUGAUCCCGACGAGACGAUUUCGAUGAUGGUCCAUACAACUGCUUUGGAAGCUAAGAUCACACAAGGUGCCAGCUACCUGGACUGCUUCAAGGGCAUUGAUCGACGCCGGACGGAGAUUGUCUGCAUGGCUUGGGCAUUGCAGAACCUGAGUGGUAACACCUUCUCCAAUUACUCGACCUACUUCUUGGAACAGGCUGGACUAUCUUCUUCCAAUUCGUACUCCUUCGCCAUGGGUCAGUAUGGAAUCAACAUGGUUGGCACAUUCGGUGCCUGGGCGCUGAUGGCUUUCGGAGUUGGUCGCCGAUCACUCAUUCUGUACGGACUAUGUGGCCUCUGCACCAUGCUGAUGAUCAUGGGAUUCCUCGGACUCGUCCCGGAGGCGCACAAGGACGCGGCCUCCUUGGCUACUGGCUCGAUGAUGCUCGUGUGGGCUCUUUUCUACCAGCUGACGGUCGGUACAGUCUGUUAUUCCCUGGUCGCCGAGUUAUCGACCCGCCGUCUGCAAAUCAAGACGGUUGUUCUCGGUCGUUGCCUGUACAACAUCGUGGCCAUCAUCUGCGGUGUCCUCACACCGUACAUGCUGAACCCCUCGGCCUGGAACUGGAGCAAUUACGCCGGUUUCUUCUGGGGUGGUAUCUGCUUUCUUUGCAUUAUUUAUGCCUAUUUCCGCAUCCCUGAGCCCCGAGGCCGCUCAUUUGCCGAGCUGGAUUUGCUUUUCGAGCGUGGAGUCAGCGCUCGCAAGUUUGCGACCACACAAGUCGAUGUGUUUGAUGAAACUAUCGAAGGACAAGUCAUCGAUAACUACCGGGCACAAAAACAUGCCCACAACGAACCGAGCCAGACGGAGAAGAAUGCUGGCUUCCAAUGA